CAUAUUCCAGCUGUCAAAAGCAGUUGAGAAAAAAAUAAUACAGAGAGCGGCAGGGAGGGAGCGAGUGAAAAGUCGAAGCUGCCGACAGUGUGCAGCAAGCUCUACAACCAGUGGGAGAGAAAGAGAGAGAGAUGGCUGGGAAUGAAGGUGGAUCCUGCAGUCCUGCUCUGUUGAAGUUAGCGUUGGGCGUAAUGGCUCUAUGCAUAACCGGCUACAUUCUAGGACCUCCCUUGUACUGGCACUUAUUGGAAGGCUUAGCCGCCGUCAGUCACUCCUCGUCUUCCUUCCCCGCCUGCCCUCCUUGCCUCUGCGAUUGCUCUUCUCAGCCUCUUCUUUCCAUUCCACACGGACUCAGCAAUGCUUCGUUUGCAGAUUGUGCAAAGCAUGACUCGGAGGUGAGCGAAGACACAGAAAAGAAUUUUGCAGAGCUCUUGCAAGAGGAACUAAAGUUACGAGAAGCUGAAGCUUUGGAAAAUCACAAGCGUGCUGACAUGGCUCUACUUGAGGCUAAGAAGAUGACAUCCCAGUACCAAAAGGAGGCAGACAAGUGCAAUUCGGGGAUGGAAACCUGUGAAGAAACAAGGGAGAAAUCUGAAGCAGCAUUAGUGGCACAAAAAAAACUGACAGCAAUGUGGGAGCUGAGGGCUCGUCAGAGAGGAUGGAAGGAAGGGGCUGCGAAGUCUCGUGCUCUGUCUCGGUGAUUUCGAGGUCAAGUUGGACAACCAAAGGGGCUUCUCUUCGGUCAUAUUAGUAAUUUUGUUUGCUAUCAGAAUGGUGGAUUUUUAUGGGGCCUCGUUUCAAUGCCUGUGAGACUACCAUGAGUGUGGUCGACUACUGUGUACUAUCUGAUUUUAAUUUUUCUGAUUCUUCGUCGAGCGUGGAACUCUGCAGCAUGGAGAGUUUAGAGGCAGGCGAUCUGCACAGAGGAGCCGGCCUUGACCAUAUUUGGUUGAAGUUUCUACUGGUUAGACACUGAAUAUAGAUAUAGAUUGCAGUUAAAUGCCCUACUAACCAUUUGGGCUAAUGAAAAUGGAGAGCCAGAUUCUUGUUAUCAUUUAAAUUCAAAUUUACCAUACUUGGAUGUAGUUGGAAUGUUGAUAGCUGUGCAUUGAAAUUAUACGUGAAAUUUUAAA
Malania oleifera is the source of this 1133-nucleotide messenger RNA. RefSeq lists its product as uncharacterized. The record is from RefSeq and is a predicted model, not a curated record. The transcript has 3 exons. The coding region runs from base 132 to 701 and encodes 189 amino acids. Lineage: Eukaryota; Viridiplantae; Streptophyta; Magnoliopsida; Santalales; Ximeniaceae.